Molecule: messenger RNA, 6847 nt
Organism: Cherax quadricarinatus
Lineage: Eukaryota; Metazoa; Arthropoda; Malacostraca; Decapoda; Parastacidae
Source: RefSeq, a predicted model, not a curated record
GUUGUCUUGGCAGUGAGAGUGAGAGGACGCGCCAGCUACGUCUCCAACCUUAGUCAAACCGUAAGCUCGAGACGUGUAUUUCAGUGACACCAGAUUCCCUCUAAACUAUGCUUAUUUAGAGUGAAGUUGUGACUUUAUAGACACGUCGGUGUGUGCUUGAACAAGUAUUUAUUGAUAAGAUACAAUGUGAGUUCAAGACACAAGUUCUGGUUUGUUUUGGAAGCGAAGCAGCGUCAUGCUAUGUAAUGUGCAGCUGGGAGUGGAACUGUGGGAGGUGGGUGAGCCUCUUGCUGGUGGAGAAGCUGACCAUAGUGGUGUUGAGGGGGUAGGGGGCAGCUUGAACCCCCCGGGACAAUCCCAGGGGGGUGCAGGCGUCCCCGGCACUACCCGCAGUAACUCCUCUCGGAGUGAUACUUCCUCCUCGGGUGCAUCGUCCUCCUGCUGUUCAUCAUCGGGUGCUCCUCGUCGUCCCUGCUUGCAUGCAGCACUCUCUGAUCCGGGGUACGAGUCUGCACACUUACCCGACGACGAUCGAGAAGAUCUUGAUCAGCAACAGCACUGUCACAGUGGAGGGGGAAUGUCACUACGUGAGCGUUGUGAGGGGCGUGAAGGCUCACCUAUACACCAGGGCCUCACACGCUCUCGAUCCUUUGGUGGCUUACUCACGCACCGACGAUCAGGCUCAGGAGCAGGGUCACCACAGCAGUCUGGAGCCAGAGCAGGAUGGGCAGGUCAGGGUGUACUAGGUCAGACAGGAUCAUCGCCAAGGGAUGUGCGCCGAGUCCUUGCUCUGCCACCUCAUGUGAAGGUGCCCAAGUCUCCCCGACCAGAGCGAGCAUCACAGAUCAGCAGUAGUGUAGCACGUGGACUUCGAGACUGUAUAUCUGUGACACGGCAGGAUCUGGAUUCUCUCCAUCAAGCACAGCAAGACUCGCAUCUACACCAAUCACAAGGUCGAUUGUAUGAGGUUGAGAAGCAAAUUAAAGCUGCUGAGCGUUAUCUCAAGAGGAUUGAGUACCAUCUGAGUAAACUGGAGGACCUACAGGAUCAGUAUACUCUGCAUCAGAAGCUGAGAGAUGGGGUCAGAACUAUGGCUUAUGCUUAUGCUCUCUCACCUGGCAAAGAAAAGGCCUCUGCCCUAAGUAAUGUAAGAUCAGGAUACAGAGAGUGUACAGAAACUCUUUGUGCUUUGGAAGUACAAAUUGAGCAGCUCAUUGGCACACUCACAUUAGAAAUGAAAGGCAUACAAGGAUUUGCCCGGCUCUGCCCUGGAGACGUGUUUGAGGUGACACUCAAACAUGGUACUCAGAAGUGGAAGUCUCGAGGCCGAGUCUGCAAGGAUAACACUCAGAACUGGGAUAACCAAAGAACUGUUAUUAAAGGUCUCAUUGGUGAGAUGUUACUGAUUAAAGCAGUGGAAGUACGUGUAUUGGGUAAGACAGUAGUGAUUGGUAAUAAGGUGUGUGAGACUAAGGACCUCUUCUCACCUCAUCCUCAACUCAUGACUAUCAACCUCAACCCUUCUGGUUCCCUUAAGCUCAAUAUUGUUAUUACAUGGAACCCUCUAGAUGGUGUUGUUGAGGAUAGUUUAGUGAGAACGCCCAGUAUGUCUGCUACGUCACCCGGGAACAAGAGGAGAACACCUGUCCUGCAUGCUCUUAGCUCUUCUCCACCCCACACUCUCGCUAGUGAUUCCAUAUUAUUUGAUGGAAGAGAUUCAGCCAGUCCGCAGUGUGAUAACACUGGAAACUUUACACUGGUGCGUAAGAAGGAGAGUCGAGUGGAGCAGUGGGCUAGAUACUCACAGUUCAGCAUCUCACAGGGUUCCAAUCUUGACAUAAUGUCAAGAUCGUACUCACACCUGUCAUCUUAUUCAAUGGGACUUUCUCCUGCCAUGUCACAGUCACUCUCGCACCAGUUAGACAUGCUUGGUACAGAGCCAGAGUCCUUCAGAUGGGGUGAUGGUCAACACUGGGAUGAAAGCAAUCCACCACUUACUUUAAAAAAGGUUGUUAGCAGGCUACGGACAUGCCUGGAAGACAUUCAGGGUCAGUUCCCUCAGUUGCAUACUUUAGAAGAAGCCGUUUUAGAUCUUGAUGAUAUGUGCAGGAACUGCUGCAGUAGAAGAGAGAGCAAUGCCUCAGAGAUCAGCCUCUUGGUUGAGUCUGCACUAGAAUGCUUUGAUUUCCUCAGUGCAGAAUAUGAUGAUGAUUUUGAUGAUAAUCCUGAUAAUUGUCGCAGUAGACGAGACAGUAAUACCUCAGAAAUCAGCCUCUCGGUAGAGUCGGCAUUGGAAUGUUUUGAUUUCCUAAAUGCAGAAUGUGAUGAUGACUUUGAUGAUGACAAUCCUGCUGCAUGUGAAGAGAAGAAAAACAAGGAAGCAGCAGCAAUGCUUGCUGCCUCAACUCUUCCAGACACCUGUCAGCCCUUGGUCACUGCAACACUUCAGCUUGACCUCUUCCUCUACACUCACCUCAAACAUGCACUACAACUACUGCAGCACCUGGGAUCAUUUGGUCCACUGAGAAGUAAGGAGCGUCACUCACUGAAGCUGCUGGAGGAAGAAGGGCGGCUGGUGGCGGCCAUCUUGGCUCACAGACAUAACUUCGACACUCUUAAACCUCAGCAUAUUAUAACUAUUCCUCAUGUACAGGUUCUGUGGGAUUCAGUGGCAGGUGGUGAUGACUGGUGCGUUGCAGGUGAGGCUGUAGUGAACGGUCUCUUACAAGUUGUGUCGUCACUUGUAGACCCGGCUCUUCCAGGCUUGCCAAGGAGAGUGCUAGAAGAAAUAGUACGAACAAUGACUGAUAGCGAAGACUACGAUGGAACACUGAUGGUGACAGUUGGUCACUUCUUGCAUCAUUUACACCGACCUCUACAGCAGACCAUUCCUUUAAUAGCUCACAGUCUUACCACUGCUGAGCUCUUACUUUCUGGCAACCCUGCAAAAGUUGAAGCUGGCCUUCACCACAUAAAGGAACCCACAGUUCUUCAUAUCAAGGUUAUUGGGCACCUGUUAGGAGGUCCAUCAGAAUUACGUCACAUUACUACCAGCUUUAUAAACAGUCUUGCGCACAACAAUCAGCUGAUGCAUAUGAUUGUAGAUCUGUGUUUACUUCUGCUAGAAUCUAACCGUACAAGUGAUCGAGAGGCUGCAUGUAUACUGCUGGGAGUGUUGGCACCCAUUGUUCCUGUUAAUACCCAAAGCAAAACAGAUUCUCAAAAACCAGUACCUGGCAAAAGCUCAAAAACCAAGAAACAUUCCUCAGCUCUAGAAGUAACUCCUGAAUGGCCUCGGCCUGUAGAAGUUCUUUCCUAUCUUCAACAACAUGAUUCCAGUGGAGAAGUUCGGGAAGCUGCCAGACGUUCAUUGCUGAGUCUUGGGGCUGAGGGCCAGACAGCACUACAUCAAGUCCAGCUUUCAUCUCAUGGGUUUCAGGGAGUAGAUAUGAAGGAGAAAACCAAACUGUAGAUCAUGAAAUAGCUAUAUUUUGAUGAGUGAUAUGGCAUGGAAGUUCUUGCAAACAAAUAAUACCAAAUUUUAAAUAUUUCAGCAGGCAUUUAUUGAGCUAAUUUAGGAUGAAAUUUCAGUUUUACUAUUAAAGCAAAGUAAUUAAAGGUAAAAUUUGAUGUUAUGUGUAACUUUGUUUCAUAUUUUCAUACUUUAAUUACUAUUUAGCUUAAUAGAAUGUCUUCACUGUUGUGUAAUUUGCCAAUUCCUGAUAUUCUGGAGGCAUGUAUAAAAUAUACAUACCAUAUUUGGUUUAUUUAAUCAGUAAACUGUAGCUGCAGCAGUGUAUAUACACCCAUACCUUCAUUAUCCAAGUUUUUAAAUGGUAGAUUCAUUCCAGUGCCAUACAUUUAUGGUUCUCUUAAAAUGUCUUUAUUAUUGAAUAUUAUAUUGGUUACAAGAACACAAAAUAUUGACAGCUACUUCACUGUCAUUGCUAAUGUCAAACCCAGGAAUGACUACAGUAGACCACCAACUUUUGCAUCUCCAGCUACUGCAUUUCUGUCUGCUUGUGACUCAUUAUUUUUGUGUCUAUUUCCUCGUUUCACUCCGAAGGUUCUCUUCCUAUUGUAGUGGCUCUACUUUUUUUUUAUUUCUAUCAUUAAAUUAAAAAAAUCUUGAAAUCUUGUUUUUGCACCCAAUUUAUUCAUACCAUGUGUAUACUCAUUUUUAUGUAUGUUUAGAGAGCUCAUCUUUGUUUGGUAGAGAUUGAUCAAGAGCUCUACAUUUUGUAUUACAUUUCAAUUAAAUUGAAUUAUUACUAAUAUUUUUACCUCAGUUAGUUUUUAACCAGAUUCAUUCAUACUUUGUGUAUGAUCACACACAUGUAUAGAAAGUCACAUUCAUUUGAUGAAGAUUAGUCAAGGACUACAGAUUUUGUAGUCAAAAGUCAUGAAAGACUAGAAUGAGAUGUUUACUGCUGAAUAUCUCAUGAGGCACUUAGCUGGCUGGCCAGUAGUCACCAUGUUCACUUAAUACCAUCAUCUGACUCCACCCACCCACACACACAAACACACACUUAUGUUCAUUCUGUUUCUCUUUUUAUCACUCUGUCUUGUCUCUGGAUAUUAACCAUGACAAAAAAGGACUACUAGUAAUACUGGAGGUGGUAAGAAGAGAAAUAUAUAUUAAACCAACAAACAGUAGCUGUAUUAGACAUGCACUUCCCUCAAGCCUUACUUAACCCUUUGACUGUCGUAACCCCCAAUCCUGAGGUGUCUCCUGGUGUUGCAAAAUUUAAAAAAAAAAAAAAUUAUUUUUUCUUAUGAAAUGAUAGAGAAUCUUUUCCCGAUUGUAAUGACAUCAAAAAACGAAAUUUGAUGGAAAACUGACGGAAUUAUGCUCUCGCGAAGUUAGCGACCUCUGCGCUGUUUACAAAUCGGCGAUUUUGCCCACUUUGAGCCCUAUUUUCGGCUAAUUUCAUUGUUCCAGUUGCCCAAACUCAUAGCUAUUUCUUUAGAACUCCAUUUUUUCUAUCGAUUGAGUACAAGAAACUGCCCAUUUACCAAUUUCAACUACCUAAUAAUGUGGUCAGAAAUUUGCAAUUCGGCCAAUUUCACGAAAACUAAAAAAUAUGACAAUUUCAAAAUAAGGUCCAGAAUGAGCAAUGCAGACAUUCCUGGCUCUAAAAUAACAUUUUCUUCGUUCAUCAGUCACGUCUCCAGGCUCCUCUGAUAUUACUCUUGCUUUCUAUUUUGAAUUUUUAUUCAAACAAAAAAUAGAAGACUUACUAUUAUGCAGACUACUGCAAUACUGUAAUAAUUGUAUAAAUAACAUCAACCCAUUCAUGACUGCAUAUUAGAAUGGCUAGUUGGACAUUUAUUGGACAAUGGCAUCAUUUGUUUACUUUUGAACAUUUACAAAAAUCAUACAUUUCCCCUACUUUGAGCUCCAUUUCUAGGUUCUUUUUAUAGUAAAAUCAAUCAAAAUCACCUCCAUUCCUAUAAUAUGUUUUCCAUUCUAUCAAAUGAGACCAAGAAAACGAGAAUACAACCAUAAAUACUAUACGAAAAUAGACCACAAAGUCGGCAUUUUAAUUAAAAAAACCGUCGGAGUUUUUUUUUUCUCAUUAUGCACUGCGUGCUCCAGGAUUUUUUUUAUAUGGUGCACACUGACCACACAGACCCAUUCUCUCACAUGUGGGCCUACCAGCUUUCUCCUGCUUGAUUUGAAGCCGCUAGAAUUUAUGAGUAUAUAUACGUCAAACACUGUACCUCGUAAGACGUAUAUAUACGGCCGCGACAGUCAAAGGGUUAAGUAAGGUUAUUUAAUAACUUUCUAGGUUUUGGUAAAAAAAAUUUACAGUGAUUUUUGACUGCACACAGAUAUUAUAGGCACACAAAAGAUACAUGAUGUAAAUUUAAGCUGGGAUAACCCUUUUAAAGUCAAACAUUUUGCACAUGUUGAAUGUUUAAACCUCACUUCAUCCAACCAGGCCUAGUAGGGAAACAUGAGCCAUCUCCACACAUUUCUAGAUCAUUAAGAAAUAAUAUAUACAUUAAUUUAAAAAAUAGUGUCAUGGAAUGUAAUGCAAUUCUUCCAACAAGUUGUUCACUUCACCCAGCGUGUUUUCACAUAAUAGCCUCGAUAUUCAGUAACAUAACUCUCACAAAAGGUGGUUGUCUACUGUAUAUAUUUUUAAUAUAAGAAUACUUUGGUUACAAAGAUAGCUUGAAGUAAUAAGAAUUAGUAAUAUAGAAAAUUAAAAUACUGGGUAGUGAAGCUUAAAUGAUGAAGCAAUGGGUGUACUUGUGCUCAGCGUUUGUUCGCUCGCAAAAAUGGCUUCAUACCAGUGAGCUAAUGCACCUCAUCCCAGUACCAUUACCUUCUUAAUGUUAUCAAGGUGUAUUGUGGGUCAUAUACUCCAUGCCAUUUUGUAUAGUGCAUGUAUAAAUCUGUCUAUAUCAUUAUCAAAUUUUUAUAUGUGAAUUAUAAUUUUUGACUUGUCUAGUCCUAAAAUGUUAAGUAAAUUUUUAUCUAAUUUUAAUUAGUCUUGCUUAUAAAUCUCCAGUCACCUGAAUUCUUAUUUAACAUGCUACUCUUUACUGAGCUUAUGAUAUAUAAAAAAAAAAAAGAGUCAAAAAUAUUCAGAUUAAAAUUUCUACUUUUCAAAAAUAUUAUGAAAUCUUGCCUUCACACAGUCUAUGUUUGUGCUUACCAUAGUGUUAAUAGUUAUAUGUGUUAAAACAGCAACCUUCUCUCAUGUUAAAACAGCAGCCUUCUCUCAUUGUACAUAAUGUAUGUUCAUUAUAUUAUUUCACCUGUAAAUUGCUCUCCUUGAAUAUGUGUGGAUAAAAUAUACACAGUCACUUUAUCUUAAAAUAAAGAAAUAAAGAA